Molecule: messenger RNA, 1820 nt
Organism: Odontomachus brunneus
Lineage: Eukaryota; Metazoa; Arthropoda; Insecta; Hymenoptera; Formicidae
Exons: 6
Coding region: 379-1359 (326 amino acids)
Molecular function (GO): protein binding
Source: RefSeq, a predicted model, not a curated record
UUAGAACAUCGAUAUCGUUUGUGAUGAUUCACACGUAAUCACCGUGUAACGCGUAAAAGACUGGCAAUAUGAGCUUCUUACGUAAUUGAUUAAUCAUUUUUAAAAUAUUAUUGAUAUCAGGAACUUUUUUCAACCGUUCUUCGCUAGCUUUUCGUAUAUAAUAUCGGAAACUUUGGCACAAGAAAUAUUUUCAAAUCCAUUCUAAUGUCUUUUAUCGUUGGCACGUGACGUGACGUGACAUAACGGCACUAUUAGUUUGCGUUAGACCUCCGGAAAGUGAUGCUUCGUUGUGAUUUCCCUACGAUUGUUUUCAUUUAGCGCCGCAACCGUCCAGCUCCAAGGUGUCGGGUGUUGUUCUUAGCCCGCUCUUACUCGUCCAUGGGAUUUAUCAACGAUGAGUUACGAGAAGUAUCACGGCUCUGCCAAAAUGUCAUCGAUGGAAGCCGGCUUAUUUCUUGCGUGCAAAGUAUGGUCCGCGUCGAAAUAACGAAAACAACAUUUAAGAAACUCGUCGUGUGCAUUCAGUUCCCACAGGAUUAUCCUUCAUCGCCGCUAUUAAUCGAGUUAAAGAGUAAGACUCUGUCUACAAAGUUGUUGGAUGGCCUAACUAAAGUCUGCGAAAAGGAGUGCAAGAAUCUCUUGAAUAAAGCGCAGAUAUUACCGAUUUUAAAGUUCAUAAGGAACUACAUUGAGGAGAAUCCUCUCAUUUGUUGCUACGAAGAGAUCUUAAUAUUGAAAGUACUCCUAACUGAUCGAGACGAGUUUAAGUUGAAGCAGAAGAACUCGACGAUUACUCUGACGGUGAACCAAGGCUUAUACUAUUUUAAAACCAAGCUUGCAGUACCAGAUAAUUAUCCUAUCAGUAACGUCAGUUUGGCAGAUCCCGACACAAACUUUUCACCGUUGCUUACCCGCUAUCUGAUAGGACAAGGAAGGGAAUUAGGAAGACAAUGUGUCGAGCCACCGUUAAGAAAACAGACACAAACUACGCCAUUUACACCAUCCCCGUCUUUGAACACUGUUGCUUCUUUUAUCAUCAAAACCGUAAAAGCUCUUCCGCAAGAGAAUUGCCAACUAUGCAAAGUAACUUGCUUGCCAGCCAACCCGGAGGAAAUUGUGCUCGACGAAAACGCGGAUCUUCACGCCGAACGACUCUAUUGUGGUCAUUUAUUCCACUUACGAUGUCUCGUGACAUUCAUGAAGACUCCGCCGUUCCAUGGGGGUAAGAAAUGUCCAAGUUGCGGGAAACGCGUGUAUCACGACAAAUGGGGAUUAACCGACAAGUUGGCGGAGGCACGUUGGGCUCAUCAGCAAGCACGAGCGAGAGAGUUGGCGGAGGUGGAAGAAUUUUUCAAUUGAAGCCACAUUUCGCGCAUAUUUAUGCACUGUUCAACGAAAGAACCAUUUUAAGAAGCAUAAUAUGACAAUAGACGAUCCAUAUGUAAAACGAAGCAAUUGCAUCAUGGAUAAAAAUGGAACGCUGAAGAGAUAAAAGAGGAAGAAUCGUACGUACGAAGGUACAUACAGGUUUUCCCAUUUAUUUCCGCAAGAUUAUGUGUUCUUCAUGACUAUAUUUGUCGAGCAAAAGAACGGAACAAUGCCGAUAUUCUCUCUGAAAUAUUUUUGGAUGACGAUUCUGAAUACUUUUAAGAGAGACAACUUGACUUCGACGAGAUUUGAAUCCGUCAUAUAGCAAAGAUAAGAAGUGAGCAUCGAUAUUUCUUUAAUCGUUGUUAAGAAACUCUAAUAGUAUGACUCGUUAUGUAACGUGUUCUCGAAGCUAUCAUUAAAUUUUAUGUUUGUAACAUGCAUUAUACAUU